AGACAAAAAGCUAUGUUCUCUCUUCGGUACUUUGACUUUCUGUUGCUCUCUUCGUUAAUAUGAAUCCAACCCUACCUAUGACUUUGAAUUCUAGCUUGCAAUUCUUUUUGGUAAACUUUUGGUUGGUGCCCGCCCACUAGCGCAGCCCACAGCCAACCCACGUUAAAUUUAUCGGUUCGAUAUAGUUCGAUAUGGUAAUGUGAAACCCAGUGAAACCCGCAUAAUAAACAGCUUGGUCAUUUAUUAUUUUGAGAUCGGAAGAACAAGAAGGGAGCAUCCACGUGCUAGUAGCAAUUGCACCCAAAAAGAUCGGAGCAAUAAAUUGAAUCAUGUCAGAGAUUACUUCAAUCAUUGAGCAACUUGAUAAGGAAUAUGAGGAGGCUGUGACAAGUGAAAAGUUUAAGGAGUCAAUUGAGGCAAAUAAAGAGACCAAAGAGCCAGAAGUGCUUUGGCGCCUCUCUCGGGCCUCACGAGUUGUCGCUGACCGUACCCCUGAUGCAGCUGAAAAGCAAACCUAUGUUAAUAUGAUAAAAGAGUUUGCAUCACGAGGCAUGGAAAUUGAUGACAACAACUCUGGCUGCCACAAGUGGUUUGCAAUGGGUCUGAUGCAAGCUGCAGGCGGUCCUCAGGAGAAGAUGAAAAAUGUUCACAUUGUUAAGGAGCAUUUUCAGAAAGCUAUCGACUUGAAUCCUAAUGAUCCACAUGCUCACCACGUUCUUGGCACAUGGUUUUUUAACUUGUCUGAUCUGCCAUGGCUGAUGCGUAAGAUGCUGAACACAAUCCAGUCCAACCCGCCCAAGGCAACUUAUGAAGAGGCAUUGGAGCAGUUUGAAGAAGCCGAAAAACUGCAGCCAAAUUUCUUUGGGAGGAACUCUCUACUGCUUGCCAAGACCCACAUGAGGUUGAAGAAUCUACCCAAAGCGAAAGAAUUCCUGCAGAAAGCCGUGGACUUCCCCUGCAAGUAUCCGGUUGACGAAGAAGUUCACAAAGAGGCAACAGAUCUUAUCAACCAGAAACAGUUUAAAGGGCUGUAGAUAGGUAGGUAGGUUUUUAAAUGUAAUUUUUAUACUGCAAUUAUAUAUAUAUAUCAACCUUGAAAUUAGUGUUUUCACGACUUGUGAUCCAAGGAAUUUGUAAAAUAGAUUCGUAGAAAACUUCAAAUGUUAUUGGUUAAUAAGUAGGAUAGAGUGUCACACAAUAGCCUUACAUUUUUUUAAAAAUAAUUUUUAUUUGUACGAAUUUUGAUACAUCUUACAUUAAAACAUUGUACAAAUUUA
Messenger RNA from Nematostella vectensis (starlet sea anemone), 1277 nucleotides. Its product is annotated as regulator of microtubule dynamics protein 1. The record is from RefSeq and is a predicted model, not a curated record. Bases 330 to 1034 code for a protein of 234 amino acids. Gene Ontology annotation, cellular component: MLL1 complex; nucleus. The transcript has 8 exons. Gene Ontology annotation, molecular function: protein binding. NCBI's taxonomy places the organism in Eukaryota, Metazoa, Cnidaria, Anthozoa, Actiniaria, Edwardsiidae.